GUUCAUCACUGUAAAGCUAAGGCCUGGAAGGACUGUCAUCUUUGAAGGAAUAACUUGGACUCCAACCAACUAUGGCCAGAGACAUCAUUCCUUUGAGCUUCAUGCCUUUGUCUGUGAGGCUCCAACGAUGGGUUAGAGCCUCUCUGGGCUUCUUCCCCCUACAUUCUCUAAUGCUCUUCUGCUUCCUGACAGGCACAGCAGCCACAAACACUGUUACUGGUAUAGAGUAUGACUAUGGCAUUAGCCCCAAAUUUGUUUGCAUCCCAAUUCCCCCAGACGCAGACCCCAGCUGCUAUUCCCCACCCAAUGUGGCCCACAGACCCAGCAGCAAUGGCAACAGCCACAAUGGCAGCAACCGGCGAGGCGUGAUGUCCGACGAGGCCAAAGCCACCAUUCUGCACCUGCGCGAGAGCCUUGUGAGGCAGAAGGAGACCAUCCUAGACCAACGGGAGACCAUCAGGGAGCUGACCACCAAGCUCACCUUGUGCAAGGGCUUUGGUGGUCACCAUAGCAUCAGUCACCAUGACAACCGCCACAAUGCACAUGAUACCCAUCACAAGAACCAUCAUGACACCCACCAUGAUGACCACCAUGGGCAUCAUGGCAGCCACCAUGCAUCAUCGUCCUUACACCACGGGCCUUCAGUGUAUCGUACCAGAGAUCACCACUACUCCCACAGCAACCACAGGUCGGACCCCCACCACAGGAAGACCUCAUCAUAUAGCAAACACAGCUCCAUCUCUCCAGAACAGACAGGAAAAACCCUGCAGACGCUGAAGGAGCGGAUGGAGAGUUUACAGGCCAGGAACUCCUCCAGCUUCUACUCCAGCUCUCUAAGAGAGCUCCUGCAGCGCAAGAUCAGUGUUUUGGAGGAGCAGCUGCACAGCUACUACCAAGGUCACCAUGACAACGGUCACCAUGAUGAUCACCACAACAGUAGCCCCUACAGUGAUCACCUUGAUGGCCAUCAUAGCAAUGGCCACCAUGGUACAGGUCACCAUGACAACCACCACGACAGCCACCAGUACAGCCAUCACAGCAAUCAUCAUGCUCGCGAUUAUGACCACCGCUACAACUGGCACUGUGGCCAGCAUCACAGUCGCUACGGCAACCACCAUGAUCAUUAUGACUAUCACGAUCACCGCCGUGACGACCAUGAUGAUUGCUAUGACAACCACCAUGGCAAUGAUCAUCAUGACAACCAGCACAACAACGACCAUCACCUGCGCCAACUGCCUCUCAGUGGCAAAGAGAUGAGUCUGCAGGGCGCCGGGCACAGCAAGCUGGAAACAGUGCUCAGCCAGUUGCACCAUGGAAGCCACAAGGAGCUAGAGAGUCCCAUCACUUUCCUGCUUGACUUCCCAAUGAGGACCAACUACAUGUACGCCAGGGUGAAGCCGUCGGUGGUCAGUGAGCUCUUCACCUUCACCAUCUGUCUGUGGCUGAAGGCAAGGGCGGGUCCCGGCUUCGGCACUCCUUUUUCCUACGCCGUCCCAGGGCAGGCCAAUGAGCUGGUGCUCAUCCAAUGGGGCAGCAACCCUGUGGAGCUGCUAAUCAAUGACAAGGCGGUGACGCUACCCAUAACUAUGACUGAUGGGAAGUGGCAUCACGUGUGUGUGACGUGGUCGACACACGACGGAAUCUGGGAGGCCUACCAAGACGGAGUGGAGAAGGGCUCGGGACAAAACCUGUCGGCCUGGCACCACAUCCGACCCGGAGGGACCCUGAUCCUGGGCCAGGAGCAGGACACGAUGGGAGGCCACUUUGACGUCACUCAGUCCUUCAUGGGGGAGCUGUCUGAUGUCCAGUUCUGGUCCAGAGUCCUGGCGCCCAAAGAGAUCCACAGCCAGGCGACCUGCAGAGGCCACCUGGUUGGUGAUGUCAUGUCCUGGUCGGAGGAAUCAGUGGAGCUCCACGGCGGGCUCAGGGAGCUCCCUUUUGACCCCUGCCACUAAACUCUGCCAGUGGACCCCCACUGUAUGAUCAUCAUAACCGAUUACAAGCCCCUGUUGAAAAUGGCUGGUGUGAAGAGAAAUGUGACAUUGUCAUGGAUCAAGGAAUCAUCCUGGAAUAAUUAUUUGCAGAACUUUAAUAAGACAAGCUCAGCCAUGGGCAACAGGCAA
Monopterus albus (swamp eel) is the source of this 2123-nucleotide messenger RNA. Its product is annotated as neuronal pentraxin-1-like. Bases 72 to 1955 code for a protein of 627 amino acids. Lineage: Eukaryota; Metazoa; Chordata; Actinopteri; Synbranchiformes; Synbranchidae. The record is from RefSeq and is a predicted model, not a curated record. The transcript has 5 exons.